Schistosoma turkestanicum is the source of this 976-nucleotide messenger RNA. Lineage: Eukaryota; Metazoa; Platyhelminthes; Trematoda; Strigeidida; Schistosomatidae. The record is from the annotation of a GenBank genome assembly.
UGGAUAUUGGAUGCUAUGCGGAGGGCUGUUUGUUUACAAGGUCUUUAUUUGCUGUUGGUCUGUAUAUAAAGCCAAUUUAGGAAGCAUGAGUUUGAUUUGAAUUAUUGACACUAUUUCACAACCGAGUGACUUGAUUAACUUUCACAAAGCGUUAAAUAACUAACUAAGUAAUGCCCACUUACAAACAGGAAAUGCCUCCUCCUGGCGGUUUCGCUCCUAUUGAUGUCUCCAGAAAAAUUCCAAAACGUUAUUUACAUGGUCUUAUAACACUCGGUGCAUUGUAUGCCUCAACAUAUUUUGGUUUUAAAUUGCUCAAAUAUCAGAAAGCAGAACGCAAUAGAAUUGAAAGAGAAGAUCAAGAAUGUCGAAUUGCUCUUACCCCUUUCAUUAUAGCUGAACAAGAACGACUAUACUUGAAACAAUUACGAAAAAAUCGUGAAUACGAAGAGAAUUUAAUGGGAGAUGUUGCAGGUUGGAAAGUUGGUCACUGGUUCGACUAUCCAGUUUAUCAUAAUCCCCGAGGUUUAUGGUGUGAUCCGAGUUCAUGUGAAUUCUACGCUCAUGUUGCUAAUCGCGAUAAAGAUUUGAGACGUAAAGAACUGUACAAAUACAUUUAAGUUGUGCUGGUAGACAGAGGUUGGACGUAAUUUUUCUGAAGGACUGAUGAACUGAGUAGUAGUUAAAUAUUAACUAGACCAAAUACAAAUUUACUAUUAAGAUCACUUUUUUAUGUUGUUUUAUGAGUUUAACUCCGGUCAUAAAUGCUGAAUUCUUCAUUCUAACCCCUAGAUUCUGGUACACAGGUCAUUCCUUAAUGUUAUCUAUUUUCUGAUUGUUCAAAUGGGCCAAAAGCCUUCCAGGUUCGUUCAAAGCGUCAGUCAACUCACUUUUAGUUCAGCUUUAUCAGAUCAAAUUUUAUCCACCUAUAUAUUCAUUACUUUAUCGAUUCUUUAAAUAGACAUACAUAAAUUUUUUC